AUGAAUUCGCCAUGUUUCGCAACGAGCCCCUACAUUUUCCAUCCUGUGUCUGAAUCGUCGGCGACGGAAUCUGAAGACAGUGAAAAUUCUGGACGCGAAAAGACGGUCGACGGCGGUAACCGAACGAAGAAAUACACCGAUCCGAAGAGAAGAACUAUUAAUAAAGUUAGCAAGAAAAUAUUGAAAGCCAUUGAAAAGCUCACUUGCAACAUCAAAAAACAUAAGAAGGCCAAAAAGGUCGUUGAACCUACUCCGGUUAGAAAUGGUAAUGUUGUUUAUCUGCCGAUUUAUAAUCAGCAGUACACCAAGUUAAGCAAAAUUUUUCAAACCUAUUACAAUGUUAAUUGA
Diatraea saccharalis (sugarcane borer) is the source of this 348-nucleotide messenger RNA. The record is from the annotation of a GenBank genome assembly. NCBI's taxonomy places the organism in Eukaryota, Metazoa, Arthropoda, Insecta, Lepidoptera, Crambidae.